Aspergillus aculeatinus CBS 121060 is the source of this 1300-nucleotide messenger RNA. It is a transcript of the gene zrfA, whose product is annotated as high-affinity Zn(2+) transporter ZRT1. Gene Ontology annotation, biological process: zinc ion import across plasma membrane. NCBI's taxonomy places the organism in Eukaryota, Fungi, Ascomycota, Eurotiomycetes, Eurotiales, Aspergillaceae. Gene Ontology annotation, molecular function: high-affinity zinc transmembrane transporter activity. The record is from RefSeq and is a predicted model, not a curated record. The transcript has a single exon. Gene Ontology annotation, cellular component: plasma membrane. Bases 93 to 1205 code for a protein of 370 amino acids.
CCCCAGAACGACAUCUAUAAGACCUACACCAUCGGGCCACCGUCCUCAACCAUGAGCAGCAAAGCAGCCCAGUCCUCUCCUCCUCCGCAAUCAUGGCUACCUUCAACGCCUCCGACGUGAACCUCCACACGGCGAGCAAGGAGGACGUGCUCUGCUACUACGCCAUCUCGGACAACGAGUACAACGGCCACCUGGGGGCGCGGAUCUCCUCCGUCUUCGUGAUCCUCUUCGUCUCGACCGCGUUCACCUUCUUCCCCGUGGUCUCCAAGGGCCUCCCUAGCUGGAAGAUCCCGCACAACGUCUACAUCUUCGCGCGCUACUUCGGCACGGGCGUCAUCCUGGCCACCGCGUUCAUCCACCUGCUGGACCCGGCCUACAAGCGCAUCGGCCCGAAGACGUGCGUCGGGGUCUCCGGCUACUGGGGCGAGUACUCGUGGUGCGCGGCCAUCGUGCUGACGGCCGUCGUGCUGAUCUUCCUCCUCGACCUGGCCGCCGAGGUCUACGUGGAGCACAAGUACGGCAUCGAGCGCGACGAGUCGGCCACGAGCGCCUUCAUCGCCCAGGACCCCUGUCCCUCCCUGCACAGCACCCACGACGUCGACCCGGAAGGGCGCAGCCGCAGCCGCAUCCCCGACGGAGAAAAACCCCUGCCUGCCACCUCCACCACCGCCUCGGCCUCAGCCUCCCCCGACGCCGACGCUGACGCGACCGAAAGGUCCUUCCGGCAGCAGAUCGCCGCCUUCCUGAUCCUCGAGUUCGGGAUCAUCUUCCACUCGGUCAUCAUCGGGCUGAAUCUGGGCGUGACGGGGUCCGAGUUCGCCACCCUCUACCCCGUGCUGGUCUUCCACCAGUCCUUCGAGGGGCUGGGCAUCGGCGCCCGGCUGUCGGCCAUCCCCUUCGCCCGGCACGCCAAGCUGCCCUACCUCCUCUGCCUGGCCUACGGGCUGACCACCCCGAUCUCCAUCGCGAUCGGCCUGGGCCUGCGCACGACCUACAACCCCAACUCGAAGGAGUCGCUGAUCAUCCAGGGCGUGUUCAACGCCAUCUCCGCGGGCAUCCUCAUCUACAGUGCGUUGGUGGAGCUGCUGGCCCGCGACUUCUUGUUCGAUCCCUGCCGCACGCGCCGGCGGUCCAAGUUGCUGUAUAUGGUGGGCUGUACGCUGUUGGGGGCGGGGAUUAUGGGGCUCAUUGGAAAGUGGGCGUGAGGGUGGAAGUUUGUCCGCUGGGACUAUAGUGGAGGAGGGUGGCUGUGGAUCAGUGUGUAUAAAAGUUACUAUAUGCGAUGGAAAAGUAACCCGGG